AUGUCUGCCUUUGCUACUAUGCGUAAUGGUGAAAAUAUUUUUAAAAAAUUAGCUCACGAUAUUGAACAUGUGGCUGAUAAGUUUGCCCAUGACGUCAGGAGAGGAUUUGAUGAUUUCGGUCAUGACGUUAAGAAAGGAUUCGACAUUUUUGGUCACGAUUUGAAAAAAGGUUUCAAUGAUUUUGGUCAUGAUGUGAAAGAUGCUGCCGAUGACAUAGAUCAUAUUAUGAAAAAGUUUGGUGGUGAUGUGGAUCGCAUUGUAAAGGACUUUGAAUCCCACGUAAAGGAUGCAAUUGCUAAGGCCGAACCAUUUUUGAAAAUGGCCAAAAUCAUCGUUAAAGAUAUGCUUGCCUUAUCGGAAAUCACCGAUGUUGCAAUUUUGAUUGAAAUGCUUAUGGUAUAA
Messenger RNA from Lucilia sericata (common green bottle fly), 402 nucleotides. RefSeq lists its product as uncharacterized. Lineage: Eukaryota; Metazoa; Arthropoda; Insecta; Diptera; Calliphoridae. Bases 1 to 402 code for a protein of 133 amino acids. The record is from RefSeq and is a predicted model, not a curated record. The transcript has 6 exons.